AUGAUUCUAAUAGAUGAUAUUAAAUAUGCUUGUAUGGAAUGUGUUAGAGGCCACAGAUCGUCAUCUUGCAAGCACCACGAACGGCCACUACUACAAGUUCGCUCCAAGGGAAGACCAGGAGUUUAUGCCAAUGGAAACCCCAACCACCGUGUGGCUAUAUUUGCAGAAGAAAUAGCAAAAUCUAAUCUGUCUUCAACAACGAGCACAAAGAAGUGUAAAUCUGAACCAAUAAUAGUCCUAAAGGCAUCUUCCAAACAAGUUAUAGAUUGCAGUAGUGGGGUGAUCAUUGGACCCUACGAUGAGACAAAAACACAACCCAGCACUGUUGAAAGAAAUACGCCACUGCCGCCCAUCAUAAGUUCCGAAAGUUUUAUCAAUGUAUCUGCGUGUUGUACGCCUAAAAUAUCGAAAGGAAAAUCAUGCGGAUGUUGCAACAACAAGAGAAAAGCGGUCAACAAAUCCAAAAUAUUACAAAAUUACAUCAAGAGCAGAUUGAACCACAAAAUAAACGAUAAAGAGACAUUAGUAUUUGUGAAUAAGUCCAAGACCACAAGUAAACUGCAAAAAGAGGACCAUCAAAUAUACGGGGUGGUGCCUGUACCUUCUUGUUCUAUUCCUGGAACCUGUUGUUGCGAUGACGCCUGUUCAUGUCCAGGAUGUAUGGUUCAUGGAAAUAGCAAAUAUAAAUUACUGUUUCCAUCCCUGAAACAACCAGUAACCGAGACUGUCAAUCAUGCUGCCAACCCAUUUGAAAAUGAGGAGAAAGUUAUAUUUAAUUCUUUGCCACAAACAGAUAAAUCUGAUUUGUUUUUCAAUACUGGCCCCAAUAUUCCUCAAACAGACACGUCUAAUGAAUGUUCAUGUCCUCCGAAUGCGUGUGAUUGUACCAAUUGUGAGACACAUGGAAUAUUAAACGGAUUCCGAUUGGACGAUUAUUUUAAGGAUCAAGGUAAAUUGAUGAACAUUCUAGAUUUCAAUUUUUCUGAGUUGUUAGGUUCCACCCCUGACCAGCCAAUCCCAACAGAGUUUAUGCAACCAACACCAGAAAAUGCGUUUUUAACUUCUUUACCACUAGAAAAUAGUUUCAUUCAAAGUCAAACUAAAGAGUUGAGCACACAACCACCGAUGCUACCCUUAGAUGCACAUAUUCUGUGCAAUGAACUAGAACAAUUGGAAACUGAGCAACUAUGUGAAAAGAAACAGACAAAAUGGGACAACCACCGAGAUACGCUAGAAGAUGUAUCCUACACUAGAGUAAGUUCAUGUUGCUCAAAAAAGACCAACUAA
This is a messenger RNA of Candida dubliniensis CD36, 1287 nucleotides long. It is a transcript of the gene MAC1, whose product is annotated as Mac1p. The record is from RefSeq and is a predicted model, not a curated record. Bases 1 to 1287 code for a protein of 428 amino acids. Gene Ontology annotation, molecular function: DNA-binding transcription factor activity, RNA polymerase II-specific; copper ion binding; RNA polymerase II cis-regulatory region sequence-specific DNA binding. Lineage: Eukaryota; Fungi; Ascomycota; Pichiomycetes; Serinales; Debaryomycetaceae. Gene Ontology annotation, cellular component: nucleus. The transcript has a single exon. Gene Ontology annotation, biological process: intracellular copper ion homeostasis; intracellular iron ion homeostasis; positive regulation of transcription by RNA polymerase II.